This is a messenger RNA of Drosophila hydei, 1335 nucleotides long. It is a transcript of the gene Prdm13, whose product is annotated as sal-like protein 4. The transcript has 2 exons. Gene Ontology annotation, cellular component: nucleus. Lineage: Eukaryota; Metazoa; Arthropoda; Insecta; Diptera; Drosophilidae. The record is from RefSeq and is a predicted model, not a curated record. Bases 1 to 1335 code for a protein of 444 amino acids.
AUGCACACGACGGCUCAACUCGACAGCCUGGAACUGGAUGAAUCAAGUGGACAGGGUUCCAAGCGCGCCACCAGCAUGAUCUUUCGCAUCGAGCAACUGCUGCCGGGCAGUACCACAGCGACAACAACCACAGCUGCCACGCCCACCAUCUCGACCCAGCAGGCGCCCGCGAAGCGACCAAGGAGCAGCCUACGUCCAGGUGUCUAUACAGCUCAAUAUACGCCGAAGGACACGUGCUCCGGUGGCAUACCCACUGCUGCGUUGCUCAGUUCCAUGGGCACGCCCACGGCUAGCGACGCCCAUGUGCAUUGCAGUCUGGUGAAUGGAGAACUGGCGCUGUCCGCCUCGAUGCUGCGACAGAUCAAACUCUCCGAGGAUAUUUACAGCUUCAAUGCGUUGUUCGAACUGCACGCCGGCCAGCUGCGCAUCAGGCUGGUCCGAGACGUGGGCCGCGAGGAUGAGAUUGUGGCCUGGUUUGGCGAGGAGCUGGUGUUGCUCAUGGGCAUACCCUUUCUCACGCCGCUCAACAUACAGGGCAACAAUCGUUACACCUGCCAUCUGUGCCAUUUGACCUUCGAGACGCCUCAUCCGUUGAAGAUCCAUCUGGCUCUUGGCUGCGGGCGCAGCGUUAUGGAUCUGCUAUGGAUGCGUUUACAUUAUGCACUGAAGGCGACGGCACCCAGCUCAACGACAACAAUAACUUUGUCACCCACGCCGGCGCCCUCCUCGACGUCCUCUGCCUCGCCCAAUCGCUCGCCACCAUUGCCACCUGCCGCGACUACAGCUACAUCCGCACGCUUCUCUGCCUUUCGUCCACUGGCUAGCAUGCAGUCGCUUGCUCUGCCGUUGCCACACAGCUCCCAGCCGCCGGCAGCGACGCUCUCGUAUCUGCCCUCCAUUUCAGCGAUGGGUGCGCCGCAUCCGAUGAACGCAGCCGCACAGAUCGAGGCGAUCGUUAGCAAUAUGGGCGCCUCGAAGCAGGGUCACCUCUGCAUCUAUUGCGGCAAGGUCUACUCUCGCAAGUAUGGCUUGAAGAUCCACAUACGCACCCACACUGGCUUCAAGCCACUCAAGUGCAAGUUCUGUCUGCGUCCCUUCGGCGAUCCGAGCAAUCUCAACAAGCACGUGCGGCUCCAUCUACAAACGCAGCCGAGUGGCAGCAGCGUCGACGUCGAUGGGCAGCUGGAGGCGGGCUUCCAAUGCCAGAUCUGUCACAAGGCGCUCGCCCGGGCCAGAGAUCUGCAGCGACACAUGGAGACGCGACAUGCCGCAAGCAGCACCACAACAACGGCAGCAGCUGCGACAACAGAGGGCGGCAUGCCUCAUCAUAGCUGA